Molecule: messenger RNA, 2995 nt
Organism: Mobula hypostoma (lesser devil ray)
Lineage: Eukaryota; Metazoa; Chordata; Chondrichthyes; Myliobatiformes; Myliobatidae
Product: oxysterol-binding protein 1-like
Exons: 14
Coding region: 143-2392 (749 amino acids)
Cellular component (GO): plasma membrane; intracellular membrane-bounded organelle; perinuclear endoplasmic reticulum
Molecular function (GO): sterol binding
Source: RefSeq, a predicted model, not a curated record
CGCGGUAGGCAGGACGCGGCCUAGCGGCGAAAGCGGAGACCGGGCGGCGGGUUCGAGCAGCGGAGCCGGAGGCCAAAGGGGACCCGGGGUGGGGGGAGCGCGGAGCGCCCCGGCCCACCCUGCCCGCAGACAGCUACCAAGGAUGACGGAGCUGAAGUCGCCGUCCGACACCUACAAGGGCUGGCUCUUCAAAUGGACCAACUACAUCAAGGGCUACCAGCGCCGCUGGUUCGUGCUCAGCAACGGGCUGCUCAGCUACUACAGGACCCAGGCGGAGAUGGGCCACACCUGCCGGGGGACCAUCAACCUGGCCACGGCCAACAUCGCUGUGGAGGACUCGUGCAACUUCGUCAUCUCCAACGGCGGCGCGCAGACCUACCACCUGAAGGCCAGCUCUGAGGUGGAGCGGCAGCGGUGGAUCACGGCCCUGGAGCUGGCCAAGGCCAAGGCCGUCCGCAUGCAGGCCGAGUCUGAUGACUCGGCAGACGAGGAGCCGGCCUCACAGACGGACAAGACGGAGGUGCAGAACACGCUGCGGACGCUGGUCUGCAAGGUGGAGGACCUGUCCACCUGCAACGACCUGAUCGCCAAGCAUGGCACGGCCCUGCAGCGCUCUCUCAGCGAGCUCGAGAGCCUGCGGCUGCCCGCCGACAGCAACGAGAAGAUCAAGCAGGUCAACGAGAGGGCCACGCUCUUCCGGAUCACCUCCAACGCCAUGAUCAAUGCGUGCCGAGACUUCUUGCUGCUGGCGCAGGGCCACAGCCGCAAGUGGCAACGGGCGCUCCAGCACGAGCGGGAGCAGCGGAUCCGGCUGGAGGAGACCCUCGAGCAGCUGGCCAAGCAGCACAACAACCUGGAGCGGGCCUUCCGCGGAGCCACCCUCCUCCCGUCCAGCACCGCGCCCCACGCCGGCUCCGUCAAGGGGAGUGGGAGCAGCCGGGACCUCAGCGACGAGGACGAUGAGAACGAAUUCUUCGACGCCAUGGAGGACGUGGCGGAGUUCAUCACCGUUCAGGCGGACGCCCGAUACCACAGACGAACCGGCAGCAACAUUAGUGGUGCCAGCAGCGAGGGCGGCUUUGACGAUCAAGCCCUGGAGGACCCGCUGUCGGCCGCGAGCAGCACCACCACCCUGGAGGGCUCGUUCAAGGAGAUGGCGGUCAAACGCAACCGGCGGACGCGAAUCCCGGACAAGCCCAACUACAGCCUCAACCUCUGGAGCAUCAUGAAGAACUGCAUCGGCAAGGAGCUGUCCCGCAUCCCCAUGCCGGUGAACUUCAACGAGCCGCUGUCCAUGCUGCAGAGGCUGACGGAGGACCUGGAGUACCACGACCUCCUCGACCGCGCCUCCAAGUGCGAGAGCGCCCUGGAGCAGCUGUGCUACGUGGCCGCCUUCACCGUCUCGUCCUACUCCACCACCGUCUACCGCACCGGCAAGCCUUUCAACCCCCUGCUGGGCGAGACCUUCGAGCUCGACCGGCUCGACGAGGAGGGCUUCCGCUCCAUCUGCGAGCAGGUGAGCCACCACCCCCCUGCAGCCGCCCACCACGUGGAGUCCAAGUUCGGCUGGACCCUGCGGCAGGAGAUCGCCAUCGCCAGCAAAUUCCGCGGGAAGUACCUCUCCAUCAUGCCCCUGGGGAGCAUCCAUUGCACCUUCCACCAGAGCGGUAACCACUACACCUGGAAGAAGGUCACCACCACGGUCCAUAACAUCAUCGUCGGCAAGCUCUGGAUAGACCAGAGCGGGGAAGUCGACAUCGUCAACAAAAGCACGGGCGACAAGUGCCACUUGAAGUUUGCACCUUACAGCUAUUUCUCCCGGGAUGUGGCUCGAAAGGUCACCGGCGUGGUCACAGACAACACGGGCAAGGCACACUACAUCCUGUCGGGGACCUGGGACGAGAAGAUGGACUACUCCCGCGUCCUGCAGAGCAGCAAGGGUGUUAACGGCACCGAGGGCCGGCAGAAGACCGUCUACGAGACCCUCCGGGGCAAGGAGUUGUGGAAGAGGCACAAGAUCCCGGAGCACGCUGAGUUCAUGUAUUACUUCUCCGAGCUGGCCCUGACGCUGAACGAGCCCGAGGAGGGCGUGGCACCGACCGACAGCCGCCUGCGGCCGGACCAGAGGCUGAUGGAGAAUGGCCGCUGGGACGAGGCCAACAUGGAGAAGCAGCGUCUGGAGGAGCAGCAGCGGGCCGCCAGGCGCCGGCGCGAGGCGGAGUCCAGCCGGUCGCUGGAGGAAGGCCAGAGCCCGCUGGAGUCCAGCUACCGGCCGCUGUGGUUCGAGCGGCGUGAGGAUCCGUACACCAAAGAGCAGGUUCACAUCUACAAGGGCGGCUACUGGGAGGCCAAGGACAGACAGGACUGGGCCCAGUGCCCCGAGAUCUUCUGAGUUCCGCUGCCGUGCCGUGUGUGUGUGUGUGCGUGUGCGCGUGCGUGCGUGUGUGCGCGUGUGCGGGUGACAGGGCCCCACCCCAUCCCCCCCUGCCCCCCCCCGGGCUCGGACCGCUGCCGUCUGCCUGGUGGAUGGGUCGGGACCGGACUGACGUGGGUGGGGUGGGUAGAAGCGAGUGGGUUCCUCACUCUCCUUCCCACCCUGCUCAGUGGGAGCCCUCAAUUUGCAGCGGGGGAGUGGUGGUGGUGGUGGGGGGUGUUUGGGGAGAGGCCGUCCCGGGACGCGUCCGGCUUUCCCUUCUCCCUCCUCUCCCCUGGGUCGCGCUGCCCCCUUCCCCUCCUGUUCCCCGUGGGUCCAUCUCCCCACCUCCCUCUCCUCCUCCCCCUUUGGGUCUCCGAGCUCCUCUCCUCUCCUCUCCUCCUCCCCCCCCCCCCACCAGGUCCUCCUCUUCACCCCCCCCCCCGGGUCCCGCUAUCCCUUCCCCCUCGAAGAUGUUAGCUGUUCCUGCACCGAACUCUGUGCAUUUGGGUUGGAGGGUCUUAUCUGUGUGCCUCGUCCUGUCGUGGAUUCUUGGCGUGGUUGGUGGGGGUGGGGGUGGGG